UAUGACGUCAGCGCAAUGGCCGAGUUGUAAAGCAGUAGUUCCCUAUUUUGGAUUUCAUGAGAGUAUUUGUCAUUUUAGUUUUGUCUACAGAGUUUAAUAAGUUUUAAAAAGUGUUCAAGUAGUUUAUUAAUUGGAUUAAUUAAUCAGAAUUCUGGAGUCAUUCCAAUAUGGAGUAAAAAAGUGACAUAUUUCAGUUAGCUGUCAUCGAGUUUUAGUUUUAGGCUAAGUGACAAGUGAAGUGUGUGUGUUGUGUUGUUCGCUAGUCGACGUUAUCAGUAUCGCAUGCAUUUAGAUCUACUUCUAUCUGGAUGCAUUCCUGGAGACUAAGGAAAGAAUUUCAUGUUGGAUUUAUGGAACGUAUAUGUGGCAUUAUAGAUAUUUCCAUGCCAAGGCCAGGGUCAUGACACUGGAUAAGUUCAUGUGGAUAGCAUUCUUUUAAGAUGUAACAGUUCUUGCGGAUUACCUUGACUUUAUUUCGAUGUGCAUGUGUUUUGUGGAUGUGCUAUUCUGGUAUGCCAUGGAAUAAAAAGGGGAAUGACUCACGGAUAUAACCCCCAGGCAGCUCCACCGUGAUCUCGACUCCUGUCCAUAACCACGGUCUGUGGACGGAGGGAACAGGAUGGAUAAAAACAUCAACGCUGAAGAAGCGGACAUCUCUGAAGUGGUCGCGUCCAUCAAACAGACUUUGGACACUGGCUUGAGGCAGUCCAGCAAGCAGGUCCGGCAAGCCGCUCUUCACAAGCUCCAGAGGAACAAAGAGCUCAAAGUCAAGUGCGAGUAUGGAGGGGAAAAAAGGGUACUUUCAGUGUCUAGACCUGUCAAGUAUGGAGACUUGGUGGGGAAACUGCAGGACAUGUACCAGAUACAGUUGAAUCUGUUUUACACACAAAGUAGUGGUGAGAUCUACAUCCCGUUGAAGUCUCAGGGAGACCUUGAAACUGCCGUCCAGUUAGUGGACCAGAAUGCCCACACCACCAGUCUACGCUUGUAUCUUACUCCGGUGUCGCCACUGUCCGAGACCAGCAGUCACUACCACACAGCUUCAACAGCAGUUUUAAGACAGACACCAAGCCCGCCUCCUGGUUCCUUACCCAGCUCCUAUGUCAGGACAGACUCCUAUACAAAGGUAGAUGGAGAGGGCGUGUUUAUCCCUGAGCCCAGCAAUCACAAUGAUUUGGAUGUAUAUCAACACAGAGAUGGAUCCACAUCAGAUUCAAUGUCUUCCAUUGACAGCAGCUACAUUAGUGGCCACAGUGACAACUAUGGCAGAAGGAGAGACUCGAGGCGGAGUGCUUUAUCUGAACAUUCUAAAGAUGAAGUGGUCAUGAAAGAUCGAAGACAUUUUGGUACAUUUCCAAGAGGUAUAGACAAUGCUCAGUUAGAAUCAACAAUAGAGGCCAAAAACAAUGGGCAUCAAACAUUUCCUCGUUCACGGCUUCGGCGUAUGGAUAAUGAGCCUCUUCACACCCUGAUGUCUCACAGCUCUGAGGGCACCUUAGACUCUCACAGUUCUUCCAGCAGUGGCUGCUUCCCUGCAGACGGCGACUGGGACUCUCCUGGUGGGAGAUUGUCUAUAAGUGGACCAUUGUUCUCAAAAUCUCCCCGUGCUCCGACAAAUUGGAAACGAGGUCGAUUGCUGGGCUCUGGGGCAUUUGGAGAAGUGUACCUCUGCUGUGACUCGGAUUCAUCCAUCGAGCUGGCUGUGAAGCAAGUACAACUAGGCACCAUGAACGCUGAAGUCUCAAAGGAAGUUAGAGCUUUGGAAAAUGAGCUGCAACUGUUACGCAACUUUCAGCAUGAGAGAAUUGUUCAGUACUAUGGAUGUCAACAGGAGAAUAAAGUGCUGUCUAUCUUCAUGGAAUAUAUGCCUGGGGGCUCAGUUCUAGAUCACAUGAAAACUUAUGGAGCGUUGACAGAAAAUGUCACACGUAAAUAUACUAAGCAAAUUUUACAAGGACUGGCAUUUCUACACAAAAAUGUCAUAGUUCAUAGAGAUAUUAAAGCUGCGAACGUACUGCGAGAUAACCUUGGUAACAUCAAGCUGGGAGACUUUGGGGCCUCUAAGCGCCUGCAGACCAUCACCAGCGCCACAGGCUUGAAGACAGCAGUAGGUACACCUCAUUGGAUGGCUCCUGAGGUGAUCAAUGGGGAAGGCUAUGGCCGCAAGGCAGAUUUAUGGAGUGUCGGGUGUACUGUUGUGGAGAUGCUGACCAAGAAGCCUCCCUUUGCAGAGUACGAACCUUUUGCGGCUAUGUUCCAAAUAGCCACCUGCAAGUAUCCCAAAUAUGAAUUGCCCCCUGGCUCCUCGACUGUAGUCAAAGACUUCCUUGCACUCACAUUUCAGAGACACAAUUCAGAGCGUCCAUCCGCAGAGGACCUGCUGGAACACAGAUUCGUGAAAGAUUUGACUUAAUACUUACUCCUGAUUACAUAGGGGUAAACAUAAAUAUCAAGCCAGUGUAAGAGCAAGAACACGUUUUUCAUUAGUGUUUUAAAAGAGGUUUAUUAAAAGUUCCUCCAUUUUAAAGCAUCAACUAAAUUUUUGAGAAAAGCAAAAUUCUCACUCGUCAUUGGGUAUUUUGUUGAGCAGCAUUUUACUCUGCCCAUCAAUGCCCUUGAGUAAAGGGGAGUAGCUGAAAUGACAACUUGUAAAAAUUGUUUGUUCCCGGGAGGACUUAGUGGCCAAAGGAUAUGGUCACUUGAUGCUGGUUUGAAAAAAAAUUUCUUAGAGAGGAUUUCUCUGUGGCCAAAGGAUAUGGUCACUUUAUGCUGGUUUGAAAAAAAAAAUUCUUAGAGGAUUUAUCUGUGGCCAAAAAGAGGAUUCACAUGUCUGAAAAGUGAGGAAGUUUUCCUUAAAACUGGAAUGUAGCAUGACUUGCGUCUGCCAUAUAGUGUCAUGUACUACUUCAUCUGCUGUAUGGACCAAAAAAACAAAUAUUGGAGUUAUCAUGCGUUUUAUAUUUGUAUAUUGAUAUAGCCUAGACAUCAGAAGUACUUAUAAGGAAUUUCACCUGAUGAAUGCCUACUGAUGUGUUUUUAAAAGUAUAUAUAAAUAAUUUUGGUUUUUCAAAUGUUUAACAUAAUAAAUUUAUAUAUUUAUAUAUAAGAUUGUAUAUUACAAUGGGAUUCAAAUGGUGCCAUUUUGUAAAGAGAUACAUACUAUAGCUUAUACUGUCCAGUUUUGCUUGGAGUUAGUUAUAUGCAAUUUUUGUCUUAGAAAUAGUAUUAGCUGAUCAAAAAAUGUAUAUCUCUAUGAAAGAACUGGUUAUCAAGUUGCGCUUUCCUGAGAUCAUAGUAUAGGCCAGAGAUGUUUGGCUUCUUGGUUACCAGGCCUGAAAUGUAUGAAGACUAGGUCCAUGUCUGAAAUGUGUGUUACCUAGAUUGCAGCCAAUCAGACACAUCUGUUGCCAGGUCUGAGAUGCAUGGAACCUAGGUUGCCAGGUGUGAGAUGUAUGGAACCUAGGUUGCCAGGUUCAUGUCUUAAAUGUGUGUUGCCUGGAUUGUAACACAUCUGACACAUCAGUUACCAGGUCUGAGAUGUAUGGAAUCUAGGUUGCCAGGUCUGAGAUGUGUGUGACCUAGAUUGCAGCACACCAGACACAUCUGUUGCCAGGCCUAAGAUGUAUGAUACCCUAGGUUGCCAGGUCUGAGGUUUAUACAUUCUUGAUUGCUAAAUCUAUGUGGCGCCUAGACUGACAAUUUUAUAAAUUGUCAUUCCCUCACUUUACAGAGAUUCUAGUUACUGAAAACUGUUACCAAUUGCAACAGAGAAUAUUUUUACAAUGAAGCCAAGAAGUUCACCUCAACACUCAUACAGUGAGAAUGUACAUCCUGAAGUGGUCUAUCAAUAGGUUGCCUUGUGUGCCAUGACUCUGUUUGAUAUAUUCCUGAGAGGUAUCAAAGUGAACAAUAUAGUUACUUUUAGAAGCAAAGUGUUGAAUGUUUGCAUUAGUUUUUGUUAGACUUUGGGGGUUUAUUGUGCACUUACAAACGUAAUCAAUCAAAAGAAUGGUGUUGUACAAUGUAGGACUUUUGGAGUCUAUGAGAGAUUGUAAAGAAAAUUUGCUUUUUUUUCUUUGGUCAUGGAUGAGUGUUUAAGCAUGUAUAUCACUUCAAAGACUUAGAUUUUUACUUCUCUAUUAUGGGUAAACUUGUGGACCUAUUUCAUUACAUUCGUGAUCAAAGUUGUAAAAAAAGCUCAGUUUGAUUAUAGGUCACAACACUACAGAAUACAAGUGACAGUAUCUGUUGUUGAAUUCUCAAAGCAAAGAAACACUUCAAAUUAUUAUUUCAUGUGGGUUGAACAUAGAAAGACUGUUGAGCCUAUUCUAUAAUCAAUCUUUUCAGCUAAGUCUUCAAUUCCAGAUUAUUCCCCCCCCCCUCACCUUUUUCUUUAAAACCUGUCAAAUCAUGAAGUGGGCCUACUCUCUAUGUACUAUAGUUCUAAUUUCAAUGAUGUAAGACAGAAAUUAUUGUUUAUUUUAUGUUGUAGAGUUUAUUAUUUUAAAUUUUAAACUUGAACAGAAGUUGGUGGUAAUAGGUCUUAAAACUCAUUCUACCAUGUAUCGGAUUAACACAGUUGUUAUACAAAAAUAUUUCUACACUCUUUGUACUUGCGUGUUGCAUAAAGUCUUCUUGACAAGAAUUCAUUUCCAAGUAUAUAACUGUUGCCCAAACAAUCUUUCCUUGCAAUGGUAAUGACACGUGUGUGUACACUGUGAAGGCAAUGCCAAAAUAAGCAAGACAUGCUUAUCUGUAAAAUAAAAUAUUUAAACCAAGAAAUAGAAAAAAAGCACAAAAUUUUCUUACUAAUGGUGCACAAAUUGAACUCAGAAAAUGUUUUUUUCUGCUGUGGUUUUAAAAACCAUUUCUAAAUCUAUUGUCAGUUUAAAAUGAAUCCCCAAAAAAAAAAAAAAAAAAAAACUUCGUUUAUGCAAUUUCAAAACAUUUGAUAGAGCAAAGUCUAUAUUUUAUAAGAGUGAUGUUAAAGUUUGUAACUUUGGCCUAAACUGCUGCACAUGUUGACCCAAUAGCAUAAUAUGUUUUUCUCUUGAGGUGGAAAUAUAGAUCAUUAGCAUUUUUGAUCUCUCUAAUCCACUUGAAAUGAACAAUAAUCUCAAGACAACGAUUCUAUUUGUAUUGUAGCAUAAUAAAUUUAGCAAGUUGAGUCAAACUCAUGAGAGUAACAUAUCUAUCAAUGACUAUCUACUUUGUCAUUUGAAAUAAAUCCUCUAUACAAAAAGUUUGCUAUUUUUGUUUCACCUCUGCCCAACACAAUCUAGACAUUCAAGGCUAACAGCUUUAUUUGAAAUGUAAUUUUUACGAUAACGUUUGGUCACUGGGUUUGGGGUAGAGAGGAAAGUCAGAAUUCCUAGGCUCGUGAGGUUUGAGUUGAAUGUUUUUUUUAAAUGAAACCAAUUUACACUUUGAAGUGAUUGCUAUAAGAUUAUAAGGCCAUUUUGCCUUUACAUGAAGUCUUGGGAAGAAACCAGUGCUGUUCAUAAUAAUAAUAAAAUAAGGAAUUGUCUUCGAUUGCAAAGGUUAAGAAUGAGUGCAGUAUUUCACUGACCUUGCAUGCCCAACCUGCAUAAUUUAUCAAAUCUAAAUUUAAUUGAUAACAUCUUCUUUUUGACUGCCCCAGACUUGCUGAUCUCCAUCUCGACAGGUCUUGGAAACCAAAAAUUCUCAACCUGUAUGGUGACAUGUAUGCACUACGCAAAACAGCAGGGUUUUUGUCCAGGGCUUCUGUAAGAGAGAACUUGAACCUCUCAAGCCCUCACUCAAAUGGAGUUUGAUGAUGAUGAUAACAGAAAAGCAAUACAACCUACUGCCAAAAGACUUUGAUAACAGUAUAGGGAUGUAUUAAUGUAGACUGAUACAAUGUACUUCUAAAUGAGUUGUGUAGAAAGAUGAAUUAAUGUAUAGUUGAAACCAUAGUUCUGCCAGAUGUUUUAUUUUGUUUCUAUUUAGUCUCAAAUUUCUAUUGGGUUACUACUGAAGCAGCAUUUUAUUUAGACUCAUUUAUUAACCUAAUAGAGUCAGCUAUGCUCUAGCCAUAGGUGUUAUAAUUGUACAAAUACACAAUGGUAUCAAGUUUUUCAAAACACUCACAUGUGAUAGGCAUAACUAUUGGAUUGCAGUUUUGUCUUUACUGAUUUACUUUUGUCCUUCAGACACUUCAUCAAAGGUAAUUUAGUUCUGAUUGAAUUAUACAUUGAGAAAUCUUCUUGUCAGCAUGUGAAAUUUUGAAAUUUGCUUUGUUCAUCCAAAAGUCCUAGCUAAAAAAAAAAAGUCUGUGGUAAUAUUGAGAAACAUUGAAAACUUUUAGGCCAAACGUUUGUUCAUGGACUUUCUGAUUUGUGAUAAAAUGUUGUGCAUAAUUGAUUGUAAAACCUGACUGUAAUCAAACGGUGUGAUCAUUGAGAUGAACAUUGAAUGGGUCUUCUCCUAUCUAUGUUGCUAGAGACCAAUUUAAAGUUAAAAUCCUAAAUAAUCAUUGUUUCUCAGAUUCAUUUGGACUUUUUAAUGGCUUUGUACAAAGCUCAACUCUAUUUAAGUCUCCCCUCCCCAUGUAUAUACCUAUAAAUACAUAACCCUCCUACCUAAAGGACUGCCAAAUUGUUGACUUUAAAAAUCAUGAUUCCACUUCAAAAUUAAGAUAGCCAAUGAGUUUGUAUUUAAUGUAGCUUGGAAACUAAAUACAAAUAACUUAUUGUUAUGAUCAUUUUUUUUUAUGUAUUAGAAUAAGCAGGUUAUGCUGUACUGUUUUAAGGUAACGUUUUUUUUCAAACUUUUACACUUGAUACUCUACGGAGAAAAAGCAAUGUCCCUUUGCCACCUUUAUCGUAUUAGGGGGUCUGUUAAAGUGCAGUAAGCUCCCCUAAAGAAGACUAGGGCUACACCGCAGCCCCAUUUCCUCAAGAAGUUUGUUCUCUCUUUUGGCUCUUAUCUGGACUUCCGAUAGAACUUUUCAACUUUAAAGUUUAGAUAUGUUGUUGUUAAGUUUAUUUGUUACCUGUGUCAAUGUUCAAAAUGUCUUCAUCCAAUCAGCAGUUUCAUAACAUUAUUUCUACACUAAAAUAAAUUGGGUAAUAUUUCAGAAUCAUUGAAAGACAAUUUUGUACAGAAACAGUAUUUCAUUCUUUUUUUAAAAUAACAGCUGCAAUGAACUUUAAAAAAAAAAAAAAAAAAGGAAUUAUCCAGUGCGUCUUGAAAGCUAAGAGCAACAGUUACUUACGGAGUCAGGUGCCCUGCACAAAGAUCUACCAUCUUCUUUUUCCCCAUCAGGUCAUUUGCAUGUGAGAAUCAAAUAAUGAGAGUGCCUACAGUCUCAAACUUAGUUUGUUUUUAUUUUGUGGGCCAAGAUUUCUAGCUGAAUUGUUUUUGUUUUUUUAUGGAUAAUGAAAUGCUGCCAAAGUAUUCAAUCUGUGUUUCUGAAUUAAGUGUUUCUUUGUGCAGAAAUUGGUCUUUAUGAGAAUUCAUAGGAGUGUUCUUGUGUGGAUUAUGAAAAGUUGACAUGUGCAGAUUGCUGAGUAUUAGAUUUUGAAAGUGAGAGAUUCCCUUAGUAGAGGUCAAGGGAGGUGAUAUGGUAUUGACUACAAGUGCUACAUAACUAGAACAUUGCUAGCCAGUGACUAAAUAUAAUAUAGGUCAGGUGUAAACUAUGCAAACAAAUGUGGGCAACUAUUACUUAAGCUAGAAGGAUUUAUUUUACAUUGAACAAAUUUAUAAUCAUGCUUUUGUUUCUCUUUGACAUGUUUUAUUAAUUCUGUUGAUCAUGGACAUUCUUUUUUGUUUUAUGGCAGAGCUCUGUUUUACUGUUAAGUUUUAUUGUAAACAGUUGCCAGAAUUGUAUAAACUAAAUAUAAAGUUUUGUUUAGGCUAACUGUACUCCGUUUCUCAGUUAUGUAGUAAAAUUAAUUAUUUUAAAUUAUAAGUAUGCCCAAGACAAUUUUAUCUAAAAAGGCAAACCUAGCGUACAAUUUAAUAGAAAAAACGUCUAAAAAAAUAAUUUUUUUUAGUGUUUUAUAUUUUAGUCUGGGGUUAUUUUAUGUUUUUUUAAAAAUUAUUUUAGUGAGUUUUAUUUUUUACAUAUUCUUCCUUUCUUUGAAAUGUUAGCUAACUCUGUAUAAUACUAAUUCUAUGGCCACCAUUUCCUGCCCACCAAAAAACUAUUGCUGCUGAUGUAUUGCCUUACAUUUGAUCUGUCUCUUUACACCCAUAUGUUCUGUCCAGUCAGACCUGUCACUUCAGCAAUCUUCUAUUUAUUUCAACGCCAUAUAUUUGACCUUUUUUUUUUUUUUUUUUUUUUUUUUUACAUUGUUCAUAUAUUUACAAGGAGAUGUACGAUGUUGAUUCAAUUGUUCAUUUUACUAACCUACAUUUUUACAUUGUACACAUUUUUGCCAAGUUCGUCUAAGAUUCUUUCUCUCCAACAUGUUUGCUAAUAAUUGGAACAAAUGAUAGAACCAUUAUUGUUGACCCAGUGCCUUGGUGAUCUUUUACUAUGAUUAAAUGUUUGGAGUAUUUGUUGACAUAGAAAAAUAUUGAAUGUUGUAAAGAUGUUUAUGUAUGUUUUAUCAUUAUGCUUGCUAUUUUUGUAAUAUUGAGAUAAGUCUGUGCCUGUGUUAACUAAAGUACAUAUUUAUAAUGAAAAAAGGAAUUAAUUUUGAUGCCCUUUAAAUGCGAAAAUGUCAAAUGCAGUGGUGUAUAUAAUAUAGCCGGGAAAUAUAGCCAAGACCAAUGGUCAUAGAAGGCCUGAACAUUGAGCUGCAAUGUCGCAACCUGUGGGCAGUGAAGACUAAUGGCUCGUUGCCACAUUGUACUUCCCACAGAAUGUGAUGCUGCAGGUCAGUGCUGAGGUCUUCUAUAACGAUUUGUCUUCUUCGUUAUUCUCAUUUUUAUGAAAGGUAAUCCUUUAUAUGAAAUGAACCACACAGUGGUUUCCAGAUUAGGCAGUUCUCCAUAGUGUUUUUCAGGGCCAGUGUCUUGUUUGGGCCUCUUGGUAGAGUAUGCAGAGUUGUAGGACAUGAACACCAUCCUCUGGUGUGCAUGCAACCCACUAAAAGUGUUUCUCUUACUUAACAAAUUUAGUGUUAGGUAAAAGAAACCUCAAGCAAGCAUGUCAAAUCAAAGCAUUUCUAAAUCCACUUGACGGUGAUCAUCUUUUGGCCCUAACUAAUAUCAAAGUAUGUCAGAAUCCUAAGUUUAGUUUGUACAAGUAAUCACUGAAAAAUACCUCCCCCCCCCUUUUUUUUUUUCCCCAAGUAAAAAAAAAUAAAUAAAAGUUUAAUCAUUCCUUAGAGAAGAAAACAGUUAUUAUUGAUCUUGGGUUAUGUUCAGUUUUUUAAACCUAGAUAAAAAUCUCCAUAUCUAUAGAAGUUCCAAGUUUUUUUGAGAUCUUCAGUUUGACAUGCUUGAUCUUAAGUUAAUCUCUUUUAAGUUACUAUCAAGUCUGUGAUGUCUGAAACAAACAAACAAACAAAAUGGCAGGAUUAAGUGUGUGUGUGUGUGUGUGAUUAAUAUAUUUAAUUAGCUCAUCCUGGACUAAAUGCAUCAUUAUGCACCUCUUUCUGUUUUGUUUGGGUUUAAAACAAUAAAAUAAAUAUUGGUACUUGAAAUGAAGACCAAGCUCUCACCAAACAGUUUCAACCAGUCUUCAAAGGAGUGAGACAUCUCAACAUUAGUAUCAUGGGCUGAAUAAAUUUUUAAAAAUUAGUUAUUUCUAUUAGUAUGAACUCCUCAGUCGAUAACAGAUUCUGUUUCUUUUUUUUUUUUUUUCCUUCCACAUUUUGUGUAGGUCUUAUACCUAACUCUGUUUAACCAACAUUGAUAUAAGUGUCAAAGUAGAGAUAUGAAUUAAAUUUAUUGAUUUCCUAAAUUUAUAUGAAUUGUAAAAAGUGUUUAGCAUUUAUAAGAGUUAAUGUAUUUUUUUUUACAUCAUUAAAUCUUUGAAAUGUAUCAUGUAUAUGUCUGCUAAAUUUGAACUGUCUGUGAUUGAGAAGAAAGUUCUGAAGGCAAUCUAAGCCAGUUAUUUAUACAUAAAAAAAAACAGGUCACUAUUCCUAAAGACAUUUUUAAAUGAAUGCACACACACUAAAGACAUUUGUUACAUUUAGAAAAAGAAAAAAACUCUUGAUAAUUUAUGUGUCACAAAACAUGAGGCAGAGGCAUGAUGGCUGAGUGGUAAAUGGCUUGGCUUCUGAACUGGAGGGUCCCGGGUUCAAAUCCUGGGAUUUUUUAAAUUUCGGGAUCUUUAGGGCGCCUCUGAGUCCACCCAGUUUUAACUGGUACCUGACGUUACUUGGAGCAAAGUAAAGGCGGUUGGCCAUUAUACUGGCCACAUGACACCCUAGUUUACAAUUGAACACAGAAACAGGCGACUUUUACAUUAUCUGCCCUAUAUAGGUAUGGUCUGAAAUGGCAACUUUACUAACUUAAAACAUGAAGUGUUAUUGAAUGCAUAUAAAGAGAACCAAGUUCAUUGAGCUAAAUACUCCAGCAGCAUACCUUCUACUCUCACAGAGCUAUAUUAUAAAUGAGGAACUACCUAUAAUUAUUUGUUUAUCCUCAAAUUGGUUUGUAUGAGAUCAAAAAGAAACAUUGUCCUCAAAGUCAGAAUUAUUUUCAAGUUGUACCUUGUGAUCUCAAAUGUCUUGUAAUUAGGUCACAAAAUAUUAGAAUACAGGAAGCUUUUUUUAUUGUUUGGGUCUUUUUUACUUUGUGUUUUCAACUCAGAAUUGUUUUUAAUAUGUAUGUAACGUCAGUGAAAUUGGAAUGAUAUCACUGAGGUUGUCAGGGGGAACAUUUUGUGGCAGCUUGAUCAUUACUGCACUAAACUAUUUUCUAAUUUUGCUGUCACAUUUAAUGAGUUUCUAAAAAUUUUUUUACAAAUCACGGAAACCAUCCUGACAUCUUGCUAAUAAGGAACUGUUUGUAUGUAUAUAAAGCUUACAUCUCUAUGUGUGUAAGAGUAAAAAUAAAUUUAAAAAAUGUUUAAAUCUGGUAAGCAAUGCAUCUUGUUAAAAAGGAACUGCUGCUGUAUUAUACUUGAUUAUACUGCGGUCCAUAAUGUCAUGUGAUCAUGAGUUGAGUUCAAAGACUUUGGCUGUCUAGAUUGUAACUGUUCAUUUGGCCUGCCCAACUGAGACCAUUCAUUAUAGAAGACCUGAAUACAGACCUGCAACAUAAGCCUGUAAUGUGGCAAUGAGCUAUUGGUCUAAACUGCCCACAGGUUGCAACAUAUCAGGUCAGUUUUCAGGCCUUUAUCAUGGUUGGUCUCUGUCCAACUCUCUCAGUACUGUGGGUAGUAGACCUAAGAGCUAACAUUACCCUAACACCUGACAUCCCAAAGUGUAUCACUCUGUUUACCUGGUCUGUUUUCUGUGACAAUUUGUGACUAAUUUUGAUUCCUUCAUUUCUGCCUAGUUGCAUUAAAUCAGACUAGAAACCCACAUCCCUUCAAGCUAAUCUCAAUAUUAUUAACUCGCUUGUACCAGAGGUUGUCUGGUCUGAAGUUUAGUGAUUUGUAAUUGCUUCACGCACAUCUUACUGUUUCAGAUUAUAUGCUUAAAGAAAAACAAGCAAUAUUUUUGAAUAUGGAAAAUGUAUGAUAAUUGAGGAGAUAAAAAAAAAAUUGGCUGUGCAACAGAAUAAUAUAUUGAUCAUUUUGAAAUCUUGUUUUGGUUUGAAUUGUUUAAUAGGCCCUUUUUAAUCGUCUUUAAAUGCAGUAUAUAGUAACUGGCCACUUUGAUUUUAUAUAAUGAUUGCAAGUCUGAAAAUGAUUUGGCACCACUGCCAUAGAUCAUGUAAAGUAAAGUUAACCAGUUUUGUUGGUUAAUAUAUAUAUAUAUAUAGGUCAACAAUGGAAAUGUGUGGUCAGUACAAUGAACAGUCAGUUUGACUUGUUUUUUCUUUAAAGAUGGGCAAUUUAACAUUUUAAGACUCUUUAAAUGUUGUCUUAAUUAAUUGGUGUUUAGAUUUCCUUUAACCAGAUUUAAAUCUUGGUAUUACCAGAUAAAAUGCUAUUUUGUUGAGAUUGGGAAAUACAGUUUCAUUCUGUAUGCAGUCCCAUUAGUAAAGAAAUUAGUGAAUCAUUGUGAUGGCCACACAAUCAGGUGAACCCCUCUCUCUUACUGUCCCUAAGUAACUAUAAAACUGUAUUAAAUAAAAUAUGUUGGGCUUAUGUUUUCUCCUCAUCAAUUUGUUUUUUUUUAGUUUUAAAGAUUACCACUAUCAAUUCAUUACAAUAAAAUGUCAAUAUACAGAACACUGAAUACUUUUUGUCCUUUUCUGCAAAGAUAUUUGUUUUCUAACUGGAACCUAAUUCAAUUGGUUACAUGAGAGGAGAUAUUAACUUAAUUAUCUUUGUGCAACAAAGUUAAACCUAGAACAACUUUUUUAAACCUUAAAAUUGUUUUAACCUAGAACAACUUGUUUUAAGCUUAGGAAAACAUUGUUUUUAACCUAGAACAAUUUGUUUUAAACUUAGUAAAAACCUGUUGUUUUUAACCUAGAACAGCUUGUUUUAAACUUAGAACAACUUUUUACCUGAUGUCUUUUUAUUUUAUUCAGUUUAAAUAUAUUGUAUUUGAAUCUUCAAGUGUUCAUUGGUUCAUGAUCCAUCAUGGCCUACUUCAUAACUGCUAAUAUAUUGUUGCAGAAUUUAAGUUUUGUGAUUUGUUAUUGUAUGUGGCACAUUUGGGUCAUACACUAUUUCGUGGUGUGCAGAAGUGUGGACCUGGAAAGUAGGGAACCAAUCUCUUUCCAUUCAGCCUUCAAUCAGCUGUGAUCAAAACAAUUUGUUACAAACAAAAUUUCACCAGUCUUCACUCGCUUCUGGCACUCUUAUCCAAUACAUUUUAUUUUUAUUUUAACAUUAUUUGUGUGUGUUGCCAUCAGUAUUUAUGGACUAUUUUUUUUUCUUUAUAUAGAUUUCAAUGAAAUUUAUCAAAUUUAAAAUUGGUGAACAUAAUCUUAACUGCCUUGAGUAGAGCUUACUAGAAUAAGCAAGUUCAAUGAGUUACGGAGUGAAUUCAAUUUACUGUGAUAUUAAAUGGAGUAACAUGAAAAAAAAGUGAUACUAUCUUUUUUUUUUUUCUAAAUGCAUUUAGAAAAUUACCCUUAUGUCACUGAAAACAGCAUUUCCUAAUUUUAAAAAAAUUUUGUAUUGUCUCUUCAUCUUAAAGAACUGUACGAAAGAUAUUUUGUGUGUGUCUUAUGUUAGCUAGAUGUAAGGCCCCACAGCUUCAUUAUGUUGUAACGUAAGCACAAAUUGAACCAUUUGUUUGACGAUUUCAAACCAAACUAUGAUGAAUCUAAAUAGAUAUGUAUUAACAUAAUAUCUUGAGACUCAAGUAUGUUGCCAUUGUUUUAGAGUGUGUGCUGGCCAAAUCUAUGAAUGAAUGAAGAAUUAAUGUGACUUUUGCCAGUUUAAAAAGUAGAAUGAUAAUGUACUUAAUUUGUUUUAAAUGUUCCCCCCACAUCUUGGAUAGUGAAGCAAGGGAGGUUAGUUCUCUAGAAUAUUACCUCCCUUCUCCACUUCUGAAAAGACUGUCAUUAUUUAUAUAGGCACUUUCAUCCCAAUUCAUCACAUGUGUAUGUUGUUUAUGUGUGUGAAACUGGCGCUUACAAAGAUGACAAACUGUCCAGCAGUUUGUUUUCAUGCAUGAUAUAAUUUAAUGAACAGCAUACUGCUCCUAUAUUCCCCCCUUCCCUUUCUACUGCUCUCAUUUUACUUAAUACAAACAUUUUUUUUGUACAUCAUUAUAACAAAUAAAAUUAUUACUGAAAA
Biomphalaria glabrata is the source of this 13792-nucleotide messenger RNA. RefSeq names its product mitogen-activated protein kinase kinase kinase 2-like. The transcript is spliced from 15 exons. Lineage: Eukaryota; Metazoa; Mollusca; Gastropoda; Planorbidae. Gene Ontology annotation, molecular function: ATP binding; protein binding; protein kinase activity. The coding region runs from base 620 to 2413 and encodes 597 amino acids. Gene Ontology annotation, biological process: protein phosphorylation. The record is from RefSeq and is a predicted model, not a curated record.